This is a messenger RNA of Diabrotica virgifera virgifera (western corn rootworm), 1518 nucleotides long. RefSeq names its product prostatic glandular kallikrein-6-like. Gene Ontology annotation, molecular function: serine-type endopeptidase activity. Gene Ontology annotation, biological process: proteolysis. Lineage: Eukaryota; Metazoa; Arthropoda; Insecta; Coleoptera; Chrysomelidae. The transcript has 5 exons. Bases 103 to 891 code for a protein of 262 amino acids. The record is from RefSeq and is a predicted model, not a curated record.
AUCUUAUCUAAUAAUAAAAGAGCCACUUUAGAUUAUUUAAUCUUUGUAUAAAAAAUAUCUUAAACUGCAAAGUAUUGGUUUUGUACUUUUCCACCUUACAAUAUGAUUGCCUUCAUAUUUUUUUGUUUAGUUCUGCCAAUUUUGGCAUUUUCACCAGUCUUGGGUCGAGACGCUGAUCAAAAUGAAUAUCCAUUUUUGGUAGCACUUGAAACAUGCCAAAAACCAGUGCCAUGCUUUCCACAAUGCGGUGGAGUGGUUCUUUCCAAGAGUUGGAUUCUAACACUUAGUAGCUGUAUAUAUCGUGGAAAUGUGAGGGUAAAUGCAGGAGUAGUAGACUUAAGCAGUCCAGACGCACAAAUUCGAGAGGUCGAAAAAGCUAUACUACAUCCAGAAUUCAAUUAUUCUCAGCCAUAUUCCCCAAAUAACAUCGGUCUACUGAAACUAAAAACACCUCUAGAUUUGGGAGACUCCGUUCAACCAGGUGUACUGCCAAAGCAGGGAUCAGACGUACCAUUAGAAAAAGUAACACAACUGGGAUGGUUUAUUAAUAAAGAUGGACGCGGCACUCCAAUAAGUGUGGAAAACUUAGAGACUGUAGACACCGGUAUUGUUGAUUAUGAUGUGUGUAUGGCCGUAGUGGAACCAUCCCUGGAAUACAAACUUCCUGACUUUGGUCAAACAUUGUUAUGCACUGGAGAUUUUACUGGACGCGAAGAUAUAUGUUUUAUUAAUUCCGGAACCCCAACUCUUCAAAAUGGAGUCGUAGUAGGUCUUUACGACUUUACAUCCUUGACAUGUGGAGUGAUGGGAUCAGCACUGUUGUCUAUCAAGACUGAACCUUACGUUUCGUGGAUUCAGGAAAAUAUUGACGAAGAAAUAAAACUUGCGUAAUAAUAUUUUACUUACAAAUUUUUAAUAAAAAGUAAUAGGUCUGGAUCCCGCGUAUGAAAAAAAAGUUGAUUAAUAGCAAGCUGAAAAUUUGUUAAUAGCUUAAGGGUGUCUAGUCGGACAAACUUUGAUAUAUGGGAACACUGGAACAGGUUAAGUUUUAAUUGUGGAACAGGUUAAAAAUUUGGAACAGUCAGACCACGAAAACGGCACAUGUAUUUUGUCCGACAGAACAGACUUACACUCUCCGAACAGAGAUUAAACUCUCAUGCAAAAAUCAGACUGCUAUUUAUCACCGAAUGGGCGUUUUAAUGAGUGGAACAUGUAGAAUAUGUCAAAUGACAGGAAUUAUGAGGUGAUAAAUAGCAGUCUGAUUUUUGCAUGAGAGUUUAAUUUCUGUUCGGAGAGUCUAAGUCUGUUCUGUCGGAAAAAAUAAAUGUGCCGUUUUCGUGGUCUGACGGUUCCAAAUUUUUAACCUGCUCCACAAUUAAAACUUUCCCUGUUAUAGUGUUCCCAUAUAUCAAAGUUUAUCCGACUAGACACCCUUAAGCUAUUAACAAAUUUUCAGCUUGCUAUUAAUCAACUUUUUUUUCAUACGCGGGAUUCAGACCUAUAAUAAAUGCUCUGUUA